AUGGGGGGCAGUGGCAGUAUCGGUGGUGGUGGUGGUGGGGGAAGAGGAAGAGGAGGCGGAGGUGGGGGGAGGGGCAUGGGAGGGGAAGGAGGCCGGGGACGGGAAGAAGGGAGGGGAGUGGGAAGCGGAGGACUGGCGGCAGCAGCAGCAGCAGUAGAAGCAGCAGAGGCAGCAGCAGCAGCUCUGGCAGGAACUAAAGCGGGAGGAACAAGGGCGGGAGAGACGAGAGGGGGGCAGACAAGAGGGGGGGACAUCAGAGGGGGAGAGACCAAAAGGGGAGAGACGAGAGCGGGAGAGGUGAGAGAACCGAGGAGCACAGGGAGUGACUAUAGCGAGUUGCUGACAGUGGCACGGCAGCAGCAGCAGCAGCAGGGGUUGCAAGCAGGGGUGGAGGAGGGAGGGGCGGCAGUGGAGGGAGUGUGGGUGCCUGGGGGAGGUGACAACUUGACAGACGGCAACUCGACGGGUGCUAAAGAAGACCCCCUCUGGGCCUUCACCAAGCAAUUUUUCCUCCUGUUCCCUCUCUCCCUUUCUCCCCCCGCCGCCGCCCCCACUGUGAUUUCUCUCUCCCCACCAGUCUCCCCCUUCUUCCCCUCAGGCUCACUGCAAUUCCUCCAGGACCCCCUCUGGGCAUUCACCAAGCUUUCCCCUCCUAUUCCAUCAAUUCCUCCCCCACCUUCCCCCCACAUUCCACUCGUCUCUCCUCCCCCCUUCCAGUCUCCCCUUUCUUCCCCUCGGGCUCGCUGCAAUUCCUCCAAGACCCCCUCUGGGCCUCCACCAAGCCAUUUUUCCUCCUGUUCCAUCGAUUCUCCCCCACUUUCCCUCCCUCACAUUCUACUCUUUCCUCCCCCCCGCCACCAGUGUCCCCAUUCUUCCCUUUCGGCUCGCUGCAAUUCCUCCAGGACCCCCUCUGAGCCUUCACCAAACCUUCUGCUCCUCCUAUUCCCCCAAUUCCUCCCCUUUCCCGCCCCUCUCCCCCUCUGCUUAAUCAACACCGCCCAACCAUCUCCCCUUUCUUCCCCUCGGGCUCGCUGCAAUUCCUCCAGGACCCCCUCUGAGCCUUCACCAAACCUUCUGCUCCUCCUAUUCCCCCAAUUCCUCACCUUUUCCGCCCCUCUCCCCCUCUGCUUAAUCAACACCGCCCAACCUGUCUCCCCUUUCUUCCCCUCGGGCUCGCUGCAAUUCCUCCAGGACCCCCUCUGGGCCUCCACCAAGCCUUCUGCUGCUAUUCCCUCUCUACAACCCCAACCCCCCUUUUCCCCCGUCUCCUCCUGCGCUCUAUCUCUCCCCAACCAGUCUCCCCAUUCUUCCCCUCGGGCUCGCUGCAAUUCCUCCAAGAUCCCCUCUGGGCCUUCGCCAAACCUUCUGCUGCUGCAUCAUCCUCCUUAA
Molecule: messenger RNA, 1389 nt
Organism: Closterium sp. Naga37s-1
Lineage: Eukaryota; Viridiplantae; Streptophyta; Zygnematophyceae; Desmidiales; Closteriaceae
Source: the annotation of a GenBank genome assembly